GGGAAUUCCAGUUUCCGUUACCGAGCCGGCCUCGCUAUUCCCCCGGGUUCCGACCCCAGAGAUUGAUGAGCGACAACUAACCAGCUUGGGCUUCAGCCGAGGACGUGGAAGGCCUAAACGAUGGCUGACCACUCCGCUACAUAAUGCUUUGCUCGAAUUUUCUCUGGAGACCGAACUAACAUAAAUAACAGAUUUCCAUAGGAUACGUACGGGUUGACCGCAGUGCUAAACGAAGGACCUCAAAAUGGCGCAGCCACAUACUGAUCACACCAAGAUACAGAACCACCAAGACAACCAUGGUGUUUCGUACUCUACGCAGUUCUCUCUCCCAGCAGAUUCCGAAGUAUCCCAUCUUCCAGAAACAACCUCCCAAAGACAGCAGGCAUCCAUCGCAAAACAUUCCCUCGAAAACGACGACCACCUACCCGAACACCUCCCGGAGAAGCUCGCCCACCAGCACGAUGACGCCCUCCUCCAAGAACCCGAGGAAACAGUCCUCUACCUAGCCUACGGUUCGAACCUCAACUCCAAGACCUUCCUCGGCCGACGAGGCAUCAAGCCGCUCUCCCAAAUCAACGUCAUAGUCCCAGAGUUGCGGCUGACCUUCGACAUGCCGGGCCUCCCAUACUUCGAGCCUUGCUUCGCAGCGACGAGAUUCCGCGACCUCACCACCAAACACGAAUCCAGCGCCGAAGACUCCCCCCUCAUUGCCCAUGACGACGGCGACGCCUACAACCCAAAUAAGCCCCUCGUCGGCGUCGCCUACGAAGUCACCCUCACCGACUACGCCCGCAUCAUCGCCACAGAAGGCGGCGGCAGCGGCUACAAAGACGUCGUGGUCGACUGCCACCCUUUCCCCGAGCCGUACAACCCCAACGACCCCAUCCCAGACAUCCCUACCACCCCAACCUUCAAAUCCCACACCCUCCUCUCCCCAUCCAACAGCAUCACGGCCUCGCGCGUGAAAUCCCCCGCACGCUCUCGUCACCCCAUAACCCGCCCCGAACUGGGCUACGCACAGCCCUCCGCGCGCUAUCUCGGCCUGAUCGUCAACGGCGCCGCCGAGCAUGACCUCCCCGUUUCAUACAGGCGCUACCUUGCGCAGCUGCCGCCGUACCGCGCGACCACGCUUCGACAGAAGAUUGGCAGGGCGGUCUUCACAGCAGUCUGGGCCCCGCUGUUCCUGCCGAUAUUAGUUCUGAAACAGGUCUUUGCUGGGCCUGAUGGGCGCAGUCCGGCGUGGCUGGUUUCGUAUGAGCGGUUGGUGUUGCCGUCCAUGUGGUGGUCUUAUGAUCAUGUGUUUUUUAGAAUCUUUGGGGAUGGUGAACGGUCGGUUCAGAAGGUGGAUUGAAUGGGAUAUAGUAUAGAUGUGGGGAGGGUGGUGAGUUGUUGGUAUAUAAGGGUUUCUGCUUCUGCGAGUACAUUUAAAGAAGAA
Molecule: messenger RNA, 1435 nt
Organism: Aspergillus candidus
Lineage: Eukaryota; Fungi; Ascomycota; Eurotiomycetes; Eurotiales; Aspergillaceae
Exons: 1
Coding region: 245-1351 (368 amino acids)
Molecular function (GO): gamma-glutamylcyclotransferase activity
Source: RefSeq, a predicted model, not a curated record